AAGUAGUGUGAAUAUCUUAUGUAUUUGUUUAUGUGCAUGUGUUAUAUGUGUCUGUGUGUGUGUAUGUGUCUCUGCUGCAAUUAACUAACUACAUUUAAUGCAAUUAACUAACAAAAAUACACAAAAGUAGAAGCAGAAGAAACUGUUCUCGCCUUUUUCAAUGCCUCAACAAGCGGCAAAGCAGACGCCGCAGCAGCAGCAGCAGCAGCGAUAACAGCAGUGAUAACAGCAACAACAAUUAAUAUAAACGAGCGAAAGAGCGAAGCAAUUAAAGCUUAAAGAGGAAGAGGAAGAAGCUUUAGCAAAAGAAUCGACAAAAUCCAAAGACAGCCCACGAAUGCAGCCAACAUUGCCACAAGCCGCUGGGACAGCCGAUAUGGAUCUGACGGCUGUUCAAUCAAUCAACGAUUGGUUUUUCAAAAAGGAGCAAAUUUAUUUAUUGGCACAAUUUUGGCAACAGCGCGCUACUCUAGCCGAGAAGGAAGUGAAUACACUCAAGGAGCAACUAUCCACAAGCACGCCUGGCAGCAAUAGUGACAGCAACAGCAACAGUGACAACAAUAACACAACAACAGCAGCAACAACAACAACGACAGCAACAGGAGCAACAGCAGCCUCAUUGAUUGGCAGUGAGGAGGAAGCCACUGGGAAUUGUGAAAGCGAUAGCGAUAAGCUGCUGAAUAGCUCCAUUGUUGCAGCGGCAUUAACGCUGCAGCAGAACGGCGGCAAUCUGCUGGCCAAUACAAAUACACCGUCGCCAUCGCCGCCGUUGCUGAGCGCCGAGCAGCAGCAACAGUUGCAGAGCAGUCUGCAGAACGGCGUCGGCGGCGCUUGUCUCAAUCCGAAGCUCUUCUUUAAUCACGCACAGCAAAUGAUGAUGGAGGCGGCAGCUGCUGCUGCUGCUGCGGCGGCUGCAGCUGCAGCGGCAGCACAACAACAACAACAGCAACAAUCGCCAAUGCACUCACCCGCUGCCGCAGUCAACAACACACAAGCAACAGCAGUUGCAGCAAACACAGCAACAACAGUAGCAAACACAGCAGCAACAAUAGCGACACAUCAACAGCAAGCAGCACGCGAUGUUGCUGAGGCAACAGCAACAAGCAAUUGCAAUGACGAUGACGAGGACGACGAUGAGGAGGAUGCAUCGAUGCAGUCAAAUGUGGCACAUGCCGAUGGUGAACUCGACGAUGAUGAUGAUAUGGAGCUGGAGUCCGAGCAUGUUGCUGCUGAGAUCGGCAAUGUUGCUGCCGUCGCCGUCGCCGUUGCCGUUGGCGCUGAGUCAUCGGCAAGAACUGAAAAUGUUGCCGAUGUGCAGGCAACGCAACAUGUUGCUGAUGUUGACGACAAUGAUGAUGAUAAUGAUGAUGAUGAUGAAGAUGUUGCUGAUGAGCAUGGGGAGGAGCACGAUGAUGAUGAGGAAGCUAGUUUAAAUGUUAGCAAUAAUCAUAACAACAUAAAUACCGAUAGCUGUAGUCGAAAGAACAACAACAACAACAACAAGAACAGUGAGACGCAACAUGUUGCACUGCGUGAUAAUAAUGUAAAUGAGCAACAUGUGGCACAUAGCGCUGAGGAUGAGGAUUGCACCAAUAACAACAAUACUAACAACAACAACAACAACAAUAACAACAGCAACAGCAAUGAGAAGCGCAAAAAGCGCAACGCCAGCAACAAUAACAACAACAACAACAACCAGCCCGCUGUUCUAUUAGCUGCCAAAGACAAAGAGAUUAAAGCACUUUUGGAUGAGUUGCAACACCUGCGCGCUCUGGAGCAAACUCACCUUGUACAAAUCCAGAGGCUCGAGGAGCAUUUGGAGGUGAAGCGACAACACAUAAUGCGAUUGGAGGCGCGUUUGGAUAAGCAACAGAUCAAUGAGGCAUUGGCCGAGGCAACUGCAUUGGCGGCCGCUGUGAAUGCGGCAGCCACAAAUAACAAUAACAAUAAUAACAACAAUAGCAAUAUCAAUAUCAACAAUAACAACAACAACAACAACAAUCACAGUAGCCAGAGCAGUGAGAACAACAACGAGACAACAACAGCAACAACAACAACAACAGCGACAGUGUUCAAAACAACAACAACAGAUCUUACAUCGACUCAUCAGCCCAAUGACGAUGAUGACGAUGACGAUGAUAAUGAUCGGGAUCGUGAUCAUGAUCAUGAUCAUGAUAAUGAUAAUGAGCUGCAAGAUGCCAAUGAUGAUGACGAUAUGGAAAUUACUGGCAACGAGCAACAACAACAACAACAGCAACAACAACAACAUGCUGUUUCUAACAAUCGGCAUGAGCAGGAUAACGAUGAGGAGGAAUCCGAGGAGCACGAUAUCGAAAUGUCCAAUGCCACAGCCACAGCGGAUAGCAAUGAGCUGAAAAUCAAAAAGGAGCAACACAGUCCACUGGAUCUGAACGUGCUCAGUCCACAGUCGGCCCUGGCCGCUGCCGCCGCGGCCGCAGCAGCCGCUGCCUGCGCCAACGAUCCGAACAAAUUCCAAGCCCUGCUCCUGGAACGCACCAAGGCGUUGGCAGCCGAGGCGCUUAAAAAUGGCGCCAGCGAUGCGUCGAUUGCGAAUAGCGAUGAUGCCGCCUCACACCACCAACAUCAGCACCAGCAUCCACUCCAGCAGCAACAGCAGCAGCAACAGCAACAGCAGCAAUUACUGCAGCAGCAACAUCAUCAUAACAGCAGCAAUAGCAGCAACAGCAGCGCACCUGGCGGCGAUCCACUGAACCAUCAUCAUCAUGCGCACCAUCACGCCCAUGGGCAUGGUCAACUGUUGCAUGCAGCACAUCAUUUGCAUCACGGCGGCGACUCCAAUUCAUCCAGCGCCAAUAGCACACCGAACAGCACCGCUCAGCUGGCGGCAAGCAUUGCCAACACGUUGAACGGCAACAAGUCGCUGUUGCAAGCGGCAGCCGCCGCCAAUGUGGCUGCUGCCGCCGCCGUUGCCGUUGCCGAGGACAACAACAACAGCCUGACGCCAAAUGCGAAUGCCGCAGCUGCCGCAGCGGCAAUGGCCGCACAUGCCCAGCAUGCCGCCGUCUUGGGUGCCCCAAGCUUCUUGCCCAGCCUGCCCAGCUUGCCGGCAUUCCAGUUUGCCGCCGCCGCUGCCGCCGGACAGGAUGCCCGGGCGCAUUUUCGUUUUGCGGAUGCCGAACUGCAAUUGCAGCCGGGUGUCUCGAUGGCCGGUCGAUUGGGUGAGUCCCUCAUACCCAAGGGUGAUCCCAUGGAGGCCAAGCUGCAGGAGAUGCUGCGCUACAAUAUGGACAAGUAUGCGAAUCAAGCCCUCGACACACUUCACAUCUCGCGACGCGUUCGUGAAUUGUUGUCGGUGCACAACAUUGGGCAACGCCUGUUUGCCAAAUACAUUUUGGGCCUGUCGCAGGGCACCGUCUCCGAGCUGCUGAGCAAGCCAAAGCCCUGGGAUAAGCUGACCGAGAAGGGUCGUGACAGUUACCGCAAGAUGCAUGCCUGGGCCUGUGAUGAUAACGCCGUUAUGCUGCUCAAAUCGCUCAUACCCAAGAAAGAUUCUGGACUGCCACAGUAUGCAGGACGCGGCGCUGGCGGCGAUGAUUCCAUGUCUGAGGAUCGCAUUGCCCACAUACUCAGCGAGGCAUCGUCGCUCAUGAAAAGCAAUGCGGCAGCCGCCCAACAACAACAACAACAACAACAACAGGAGCAUCAGCGACGUCACAUUGGUGCCGAUGAUACGCACAGCAAUGAGGACAGCAAAUCGCCGCAUCAGAGUUGCACUUCACCAUUCUACAAGGUCGAUCAGCAGCUGAAGCAGCAGCAGCAGCAGCAACAACAACAGCAGCAGCAGCAACAGUUGCAUGUCUCGGAGCAUGCGCAACGCGAGCAACGCGAAGCGGCGGCUGCAGCGGCUGCCGUUGCCGUUCAUCAGCAGCAGCAGCAUCGCGAGCAGCGGGAACAGCGCGAGGCGGCACAGCGGGAGCAGCAGCAGCGACUGCGUCACGAGGAUCUGGCUCAGGACAAGAUGGCGCGUCUCUAUCAGGAGCUGAUGGCUCGCACACCGCGUGAGGCAUCCUUCCCAAGCUUUUUGUUGUCGCCGUUCUUUGGUGGAGCCGCCGCCAUGCCGGGAGCAGCAGCCAAUCCCUUUCCCGCCGCAAUGGCCGCCGAUGAGAAUAUGCGUCAUGCGUUCGAGCGGGAAAUCGCCAAGUUGCAGCAACAGCAUCAGCAGCAGGCACAGGCGCAGGUGCAGGCAGCCGGAUUCCCGAACUUUUCCAGUUUGAUGGCACUGCAGCAGCAGGUGUUGAACGGUGCACAGGAUCUGUCGCUGGCCGGCAAGGACAUCAAGUUGAAUGGCCAGCGAUCGUCGCUGGAUCAGCACAGUGGCAGCAGCAGCAGCAAGGAUGGCGAACGGGGCGAUGAUGAGCGCAGCUUUGCGGCCUUGCCACAUGCCCGCAAAUCGGAUGGUGGCAACACACCGGCACCGCCCGCACCACCAGCACCGCCAGCACCACCGAACAGCGGCAGCAAUGCGAUUGCGUCAGCUGCCAAUGCCGCUGUCAAUCAUGGCAGCAACUCGGCAGCGCCGAGUCCAUUGAGCAACUCCAUCUUGCCGCCGGCCCUGAGCAGCCAGGCUGAGGAGUUUGCGGCCACAGCGAGUCCGUUGCAACGCAUGGCAUCCAUAACCAACUCACUGAUCACACAGCCGCCGGUGACGCCGCAUCACUCGCAGCCGCAGCGACCCACCAAGGCGGUCUUGCCACCGAUCACACAGCAACAGUUCGACAUGUUCAACAAUCUCAACACCGAGGACAUUGUGCGACGCGUCAAGGAGGCGCUCUCCCAGUACAGCAUCUCGCAGCGUCUGUUCGGUGAGUCCGUGCUGGGAUUGUCGCAGGGCUCCGUCUCUGAUCUGCUGGCGCGCCCCAAGCCCUGGCAUAUGCUGACCCAAAAGGGUCGCGAACCCUUCAUACGCAUGAAGAUGUUCCUGGAGGAUGAGAAUGCGGUGCACAAGCUGGUGGCCAGCCAGUAUAAGAUAGCGCCCGAGAAGCUGAUGCGCACCGGCAGCUACAGUGGCAGUCCGCAGAUGCCGCAGGGAUUGGCCAACAAGAUGCAGGCCACGCUGCCCAUGCAGAAGAUGAUGAACGAGCUGAAGCUGCAGGAGCCGGCGCAGGCGCAGCACAUUAUGCAACAAAUGCAGGCAGCCGCCGCCAUGUCGGCGGCCAUGCAACAGCAGCAACAGGCAGCUGCCGCACAAGCAGCGGCCGUGCAACAGGCCCAGGCCCAAGCCCAACAGAGUCAGCAGCAGCAGCAGCAGCAACAGCAACAGCAGCAGCAGCAGCAACAACAGCAGGCGGCACAGCAGCAGGCACAGUUGUUGCAUCAUCAGAACAUGUUGCUCACAUCGCCGGGCUUGCCACCGCAACAUGCCAUCAGCUUGCCAGCGGCAAACACGCCCAGCGGCCAGUCGGUUGCGGCGGUGGGCGUGGCCACGCCCGUUAGUGGCGAAAAGAAGCCCAUGAUGAUGCCGGUGCAUGGUGGGGCACAUGCCCCAAAUGCCAUGCGCAGCCUGCAUCAGCACAUGUCGCCGACGGUGUAUGAGAUGGCCGCCUUGACCCAAGAUCUGGACACGCACGACAUUACCACCAAGAUCAAGGAGGCGCUGCUGGCCAACAACAUUGGCCAGAAGAUCUUUGGCGAGGCGGUGCUGGGCCUCUCCCAGGGCUCCGUCUCGGAGCUGCUCAGCAAACCGAAGCCCUGGCACAUGCUGUCGAUCAAGGGACGCGAACCCUUCAUACGCAUGCAGCUCUGGCUGAGCGAUGCCAACAAUGUGGAGCGGCUGCAGCUGCUGAAGAACGAGCGCCGGGAGGCGAGCAAACGGAGACGCAGCACCGGACCCAAUCAGCAGGACAACAGCAGCGAUACGUCCAGCAAUGACACCAACGAUUUCUAUACCAGCAGCCCGGGACCCGGUUCGGUGGGUUCGUCGGUGAGCGGUGCACCGCCCAGCAAGAAGCAGCGUGUGCUCUUCUCCGAGGAGCAGAAGGAGGCACUGCGUCUGGCCUUUGCCCUCGAUCCGUAUCCCAAUGUGGGCACCAUCGAGUUUCUGGCCAACGAGCUGAGCCUGGCCACCCGCACCAUCACCAAUUGGUUCCACAAUCAUCGCAUGCGCUUGAAGCAACAGGUGCCGCAUGGCCAGCCCGGCCAGGAUAAUCCGAUACCCAGUCGCGAGAACACAAAUGCCACACCCUUCGAUCCCGUCCAGUUUCGCAUUCUGCUGCAGCAGCGUCUCGUCGAGCUGCACAAGGAGCGCAUGGGCUUGAGUGGUGCCCCCAUCCCCUACCCACCGUACUUUGCAGCCGCCGCUCUGCUCGGCCGCAGCCUCGCCGGCAUACCGGGCGCUGCGGCGGCCGCUGGUGCGGCGGCAGCGGCAGCCGCUGCUGUGGGCGCCGCUGGCGGUGAUGAGUUGCAGGCAUUGAAUCAGGCGUUCAAGGAGCAGAUGAGCGGCUUGGAUUUGUCGAUGCCAACGCUGAAGCGUGAGCGCAGCGAUGACUAUCAGGAUGAUCUGGAGAUGGAUGCCAGCGGUCAUAUGAGCGCUCACCUCAGCGACAAUGAGUCCAUCGAGGGUGGACUCCACGAGCCGGAGCAUACGCCCAUCUCCGACUACGAGAAGGCGCUGCAAAAGUCAGCGCUUGCCUCCGCUGCCGCUGCCGCCGCCUACAUGAGCAAUGCGGCACGCAGCUCACGCCGCAAGCCCGCUGCCCCCCAGUGGGUGAAUCCCGCCGGAACUGGCACGCCCACAGCGGCUGCCGCUGUGGCUGCGGUCGCUGCUGCUGCUGCUGCCGCGGCGGCGGCUGCUUCUGCGGCAGCAACUGGCGGCGAUAGCAGCGAGCGGAUUAUCAAUGGCGUCUGUGUGAUGCAGGGAUCCGACUACAGUCGCGACGAGAGCGACAGCAACAAAGGCGCCAACGAUGCGGACAACGAUGAGCAUGCGCAGCUCGAGAUCGAUCAGCGUUUCAUGGAGCCCGAGGUGCGCAUUAAGCAGGAGGAGGACGACGACGACGAGCAGCAGCAGCAGCAACAACAACUGCAACAACAACUGCAGCAGCAGCAGCAGGAGGAGGAGAGCGAUGCGGCUGAGCAGCAGCUGAAGGUGAUCAAUGAGGAGAAGCUGCGCUUGGUGCGCGUGCGGCGUCUUAGCAGCAACGGCGACGCCGAGGAGCAUUGUGCGGCAGCGCAGCAAGCGACGGUGGCAGCGACGCCAGCAGCAGCUGCAUGGAACUAUUAAAGUGCAACUGACUCCGACUCCAACUCCGACUCCGUUCCCGCUGAAUCGAGUGCAAUGAAGACGUUUACUUGUGAUUAAGUUUGGCAGCGGCCCCAGCAAAUGUUUCGUUAGAUACAUCUUUAUAUAUAUAUAUACAUACAUAAAUAUAUAAACACACACAUAUGCAUAUAUGUAA
Molecule: messenger RNA, 7436 nt
Organism: Drosophila innubila
Lineage: Eukaryota; Metazoa; Arthropoda; Insecta; Diptera; Drosophilidae
Gene: cut
Product: homeobox protein cut
Exons: 7
Coding region: 338-7261 (2307 amino acids)
Biological process (GO): regulation of DNA-templated transcription
Molecular function (GO): DNA binding; DNA-binding transcription factor activity, RNA polymerase II-specific
Source: RefSeq, a predicted model, not a curated record